GUCAAUUAAAAGAAUUUUUUUGGUUUGCUCAAUGUAAAUAUAAAAGUGAAAAUUAUAAAAUUUAUGUAUCUGAAAUAAGAGAAUUUCUAAAUAUAGCUAAAAGAAAAACAAAUUAUCACAUUGCAUUUUUUGUUUCUAAUGUUGAGUUAACUGAUUAUGCAAUUAAUGAAUUAAAAAAUUAUAUAGGUGAUAAAAAUAAAAUUUGUAUUUGUUUAAUUCAAGAUUUUAUUCCAAAAGUAUAUGAAUAUGAAAAUAUACUUAUAAAUAAUAAGAUUAAAUUAGAACAAGAAAAAAAUAAAUAUUUAGAAUAUAAAAUUGAAAAUAAGAUUUUAAAAACCCAUAAUGAAAAAUUAGAAAAUCUUAAUGAUGAAUUAAAAAAAGAAAUUAAAGAACUUAAAAUAGAAAUAAAAGAAAAUGAUAAAAAACUUGAUUUAAUAUUAGAAAUUUUAAAUAAAAAAUAA
Cetraspora pellucida is the source of this 461-nucleotide messenger RNA. NCBI's taxonomy places the organism in Eukaryota, Fungi, Glomeromycota, Glomeromycetes, Diversisporales, Gigasporaceae. The record is from the annotation of a GenBank genome assembly.